AUGAAAAUCCCCGAUUUAUCCAACUAUGAAAAUCUAAUUGGUGGAUUCUGUGGAGGAGUCACCAGCACAAUCGCCUGUCACCCUCUCGACCUGCUGAAAAUCCGAUUCUCCGGUUAGCUUGCAUCAGUAGAAAACUUAGUGUCUGAUAUCAUUUCAGCUAAUGAAGGAAGUCAUCUCCGUCCCCAAUACACAAGCUACGUCGAUGCAGUCAGGAAAAUUGUUCAAAUUGAAGGAUUCCGAGGGAUUUAUCAGGGAUUGACGCCUAGUCUCGUUGGAGCAUCCGUCUCCUGGGGUCUCUAUUUUCAAUGGUCAGUUUAUCAACAGAUAUCUAAUUCAGUGUCUUCAAAACAAGUGUUCUAGGUACAACAAACUCAGAGUGAAAAUGAACGAAAACUUCUCGACGGGCAAUGAAUUCGUUAACAAUUUGAUCUGUGGAACCAUUUCGGGCUCGGCCAUCAUGUGCAUCACAAAUCCAAUCUGGCUUACGAAAACGAGGUAAUUCAGAAUUAAAUUGAAUCAAAUACGAACGGUAUGAAAGCUUGCAGGUUGUGCCUUCAGUAUGAAAACCAGCAGUCGAAAAAGUACUCGGGAAUGUUGGAUUGCAUGCGGCAGACAGUCCGGCAAGAAGGCUUCUUCAGUCUUUACCGUGGAUUCGUGACAGGGGUCAUCGGCACAACGCACGGCGCCGUUCAGAUUGCUGCGUACAGCUGGAUGAUCGAUAAGAGAUGCGCCGCCCGUGGUCUUCCGAAAGAUUCCUUCCUGGUAAGCUCCCCUCCAUUUAUACCUGAAACGUUCUAAUUUCAGUCCCAAACCGACUACACCGUCGCGUCGGCCACUUCUAAAAUUCUAGCCACCACAAUCACAUUCCCUUACCAAGUUCUUCGGACCAGAAUGCAGGAUCACAACUCCGAUCAUCGAGGAGUGUGGCGGACGACCCUGAAAACUGUUCGGAAGGAGGGAAUCACUGGACUUUGGAAGGGGUGUCUCAUUGCAAACAUUCGUCAACUUCCCGCCGCAAUCGUUAUAUUCCUAACGUAUGAGAACGUUAAGAGAUUGGUUGGAAUGACAAAAGCAGUGUAA
This is a messenger RNA of Caenorhabditis sp. 36 PRJEB53466, 1080 nucleotides long. NCBI's taxonomy places the organism in Eukaryota, Metazoa, Nematoda, Chromadorea, Rhabditida, Rhabditidae. The record is from the annotation of a GenBank genome assembly.